This is a messenger RNA of Petromyzon marinus (sea lamprey), 2060 nucleotides long. The record is from RefSeq and is a predicted model, not a curated record. NCBI's taxonomy places the organism in Eukaryota, Metazoa, Chordata, Hyperoartia, Petromyzontiformes, Petromyzontidae.
GGGGCGCUGUGUGGACGAAGAGGGGUCCCCCCCCAACCCCCACCACCAACACCGCCGCCGCUCCUCGCCUGAGCGCCGCCUCCAUCUCACCCACGGGUCCCCCGGGGUUCGCACCGAGGGGCUUCAUCGGGGGUAGCUAAGGGGGGUAGCUAAGGGGGGGUCCCAGUGACACUCAGCACCCCGAACAGCCCCCCCCCCAUCCAUCAUCUUAUCAACCCAUCACUCUCGCACCAGCUCGCCAUCACCACCGCCAUCACCACCGCCGCUGCUGCCCUCGCGAUGGCUGGGAAUGUCGCGGUCGGCGCCUUUACAAUGGCGCUGCUGUUCUCCGUCUGCCUGGGUCAGUCUGCCUGUGUCCUGGGUGACGCCGCCGCCACGCAGGUGGAGGCGGAGGAUGGAGUGGUGGAAGACGACGUGGCGGAGGUGGAGGACGACGCGGCGGAGUCGGACGGCAUGGUCGAGAUUCCCGGCGGCGUAUUCAGGAUGGGCACGGACGCGGAGGACGCACGCGACGGGGAAGGCCCCUCCAGGCCGGUGGCGGUGGCCUCCUUCUGGCUGGACCGCCGCCCCGUCACGAACGAGCGGUUCAGGGAAUUUGUGCGGAGUCGGAGGUACCGCACGGAGGCCGAGGGCUUCGGCUGGAGCUUCGUGUUCCAGGACUUCGUGCCGGAGGAGCUCAAGAGUAAAGUGACACAGAGGAUCGAGAGCGCGCCCUGGUGGAUGCCUGUGGAGAGAGCCUACUGGCGGCAGCCGUUCGGCCCGGGAUCAGGCAUCCGCGACCGCCUCGACCACCCGGUGGUGCACGUCAGCCUGCGCGACGCCACCGCCUUCUGCUCCUGGGCCGGCAAGCGUCUGCCCAGCGAGGAGGAGUGGGAGCGCGCCGCGCGGGGACGCCGGCUCGCUACCGCAAGCGAGUACCCGUGGGGAGAGAACUUUGAGACUGGACGCGCCAACCUCUGGCAGGGCGCUUUUCCCGAUGCAGAUGCCGCGGCGGACGGAUUCCACGGCACCAGCCCCGUGGACGCGUUCCCGGCACAAACCGACUUCGGCCUGCGCGACAUGGUGGGCAACGUGUGGGAGUGGACCGACUCGGAGUUCGCCAACCCUGGCGCGCGCUCCCAGCCGAUGAGCGUGCUCCGUGGGGCGUCCUGGAUCGACACGGCUGACGGCUCGGCCAAUCACAGGGCUCGCGUCACCACGAGGAUGGGGAACACCCCCGACUCCGCCUCCGACAACCUCGGCUUCCGCUGCGCCCGAUCUCUCGACGACGGCCGGGCCACGGAACCGCGGUCACGCGGCCGGCCCGACGAGCUGUGAGCCGCCGCCGCCGGGCCAUCGGCGUGCCACCGGAGCCAGCGUCGCCGCCCUCCGAGGGGGGAGCACGGAUCCCCGCCGCGGUCACGCCUCGGCCAUUGUUGGCGAGGACACGGCGGCCGCGGGGCGGUCGCUGGCGCGAGAAACCGAUUAAAGCGCCCGACUCGCACCAAACCCGACUUUUCACAUUGCUGCUUCCCGGGAGCCUGCAAACACGAAUGCAACGUUCACACACGCGGCUUUUGACGGCAGCAGCGGAAGGAGCACGCCAAGCCGAACAGGCGGACGCUUGCAGUCGAGCCGCGGGAAACCGUCAGGGCAAGUUGCGGAGCGUCGGUGGCAUGGGGCCCUGGUUGCAGGCCCGGCACCUGGGUCCCUCCGGCCUGUGGGCCCCAGCGAAGUUUCACCGCCCGCACGCUUGAUCGCUACACCACCGGUUAACCCGAAGGCCCCCCCCACCCCUGCACUGGGGGGAGUGAUGGUUGUCACACGGGGUAUACGGGUCCCUUACUGGGUUUACAAUUAGUCCUGCAUUUGUGCGGGAAUAGGUGGCGUUAAUUUGAGGUGGCGUCGUUUGGGACGUCUACUCGAUGCAAUAAAAAAAUUUAAUAUCUACUUUCAGAUGUCUCGCCAAGGACCAACGGUAAUAUUUCACCAUCACGAUUACGGCCGUCAUCUGUUCCGAUGCCGGAUGAGGAAGGCCUCGGCACGCCGUCAUCAACAUUAAAUAAAAGAGGUGAAAUGGA